AUGACUAUUCAUAACAUAAUUGAAAACAUCAUCCUUAACGAAGAUACUCCUUCUAAUAUGAUCUCACCAUCUAUAAAUGUCUCCUCUAAUAUUGUUCCAACUACUGAAAUGGAUGUUGAUACAUCUUUAGACAACUUCGUUAACCCUACUCCUAUAUCACCACCGAAACUAACUACCAAUGAUUCUAUGCAC
Funneliformis geosporum is the source of this 192-nucleotide messenger RNA. The record is from the annotation of a GenBank genome assembly. Lineage: Eukaryota; Fungi; Glomeromycota; Glomeromycetes; Glomerales; Glomeraceae.